This is a messenger RNA of Dentiscutata erythropus, 348 nucleotides long. The record is from the annotation of a GenBank genome assembly. Lineage: Eukaryota; Fungi; Glomeromycota; Glomeromycetes; Diversisporales; Gigasporaceae.
AUGUUGAUUUUUGAGAAUGUCAACGGUGGAACUUUAAGGUCAUAUUUACAUGAAAAUUCACAACACAUUUCAUGGAAUGAUAUGAUUAAAUUUUCAUUGCAAAUUGCAAGUGCUGUAAGAUAUUUACAUGCUAAAGGAAUAUCUAAUCUUGGAUUGCGUUCGGACGAUAUAUUUAUAAAUAAUAAAAAUAUAAAACUUGCAGAUUAUGGGCUUUCAAAUAGGUUAAAGGGACAAAUUGUUAAACAUAAACAUCACAGAUUUUAUAAAAAGUCUGAUGUAUAUAGUGUUGGCUUCCUUAUACAAGAAAUAUACAACAAUAGUCUAUUUAAUGAAAAUGGUGCCCUAUAA